Molecule: messenger RNA, 1837 nt
Organism: Asparagus officinalis (garden asparagus)
Lineage: Eukaryota; Viridiplantae; Streptophyta; Magnoliopsida; Asparagales; Asparagaceae
Exons: 1
Coding region: 279-1631 (450 amino acids)
Source: RefSeq, a predicted model, not a curated record
UCUCAAGAUAGAUGAAAGAGGCGAAAGAACGCAAUUUGUUUAUAAAAAAUAAAAUUCUGAAAGGUGCUCUUGAUAAUGUUUCUUCUUCUUUCCAUCCUACCUUUAUUCACGCCAAUUUUGCCACCUUUGCCACCCUAAUUCACGCCUAUUCUCUCCCUGUCAAACUCUCUCCAGCACCAGAAAGUCUUCUCCUCUCAAUUCUCUUCUUCUUCCUCCUCCACCACAAACAAAUAGAGCUAGAAACAAAGUUGUGAAGGAGAGCAAGAAGAAGGAAGACAAUGACCCAACUCCGGUUAACUCUUUUCUAUGAUUAUCUCCUCUCUUUUGCCAUUUUCCUCUACUCCCAACCUCUUUACUUGGCCUAUCUCCUGUACUUCUCUCCUUACAUCCUCCAACUCAUCUCCUUCCUCUUCCCUCUUCUCCUCUCCACCUCCAUCUUCCUACUGCUUUUCUCCCCUCACUCCUUGACUGAAGGUGAAGACGUCACAGUUUCUCUUUUAGAUCAAUUGGCUACUUUGGUGGUUUCGGCAGUUGGCAAUGUCUUUGAGUGGGAGGUUGAGGCAAUGGGUGAGCUUUACGAUAAUGUGGGUUUAAACUGUGAGGUUGGAGAAGCAGGCCCAUCUAAGGUUAAUGUGGAAAAUUCAGCAGAGACUGAUGCUUUGCAGUCAAAUUCUGUUAGUGGAGAAAGAGUUAGUUUGAAGGGCAGUGGAUUUGAGCCAGAAGAUGCCAUUGCCGAGGUUGGCAACUGUGAAGUCGCAAGAGAACCAGUCGAGUUUUCAUUGAAGAGUUCUGAAAAAGACAAGCUUUUAGAGUAUGAUGCUAGCCACAGAAUGAGCAAUUCUAGUGCCAAAUGUGAUAUGAGGGAGGAACCAGCUGAGUUUUCCUCAGAGAAGUCUGAAAGAAGCGAGAAUUCGGAGUCUAAUUCAGGUACUGGAGACGAAGUCUUUGUGCCUCAAACGCCUGACAGAACCUCUGAAAUUAUUGUGAAUUCUCCUUUGGCGAGGAGAGUGAAGAAACGAGGCGAAUCUUUUCACAGCCUAUCGAGGAGUGGUUCUAUGAGGACUCGAUCAAUGAGCAUGUCAGCCGAGUUUUAUGAAUGUUCUAGUUCGAAUUUUGAAGUUGAAGGCCCAAAGAGUUCUGAGAAAAAUGAGCUUUCAAAGUCAAGAUGCCCGAGCAAAAUGCAAGAAAAUCUUAGCAAGUCUCUUUCACUUAGAAGCAAAGAUCUACAAAGAGAAGGUUCGAUGAGGAAGGAGAAAGAAUGGAGGAGGACACUAGCUUGCAAGCUGUACGAGGAGAGAAUGGCAUUCAAGAUACAAGAAAAGAGAACAACAGCCGAGGGAGCUGAACAGAUGGAUUUGUUAUGGGAGACUUACGAGUCUGAUGCUGACGGAGCCAACAAAUCCAAGAGCAAAGGGAAGAAAGGAAAGAAAGAGUCUUAUAUCGAUGGAGAGGAUGGCGACGAGGAAGAAGAGGAAUCCGUGUCAAGGUUGUGUUGUCUUCAGGCAUUUAGACUGUCGUCGGGUAGGAUGAACUUGGGAGUAGGGAGGCCUAACUUAGAGAAGAUUUCAAAGGCUUUCAAGGGAUUUGGCUCGUUUCGUCGCUCAAGCAGUAAUAGGAGCAGAAAAGGGUGAAGAAUGGCACAACUACUUGCAGAAAUAAGGUAGAAACUUGAAUUUCAAUGUAAGUAGAAAGCAGCAAAUUAAAACAUGGGUAAAUAUAUAAACUCAUGUCUAUAAAAGGUUUUCUUGUUCAGUUGAUUUCAAUUUUGUAACUGAAUGAAAUUUGCAAAUUAUAUUUACUCUGUUAUUUAUUAAUCUAAAUUUAUUGUUGUGGUGAA